UGGAACGUGGGAAUCUUUGUAGAAAGGAAGGAACCCACGACCCAACCAGGCAGCGGCUGUGUUAACCGGGAACCUUCCACUUCAAGCCAGAAGCAGAGGCCGAACGGGGCGGCUGACUGGUGGCGUCCGUGAACGAACGAGGGCAGAGUUUGGUUUCAUCAUGGCUUGUUGGGUCUGAGGAGCAGCCAUCAUGAUCGGAGGAUUGUUCAUCUACAACCACAAGGGGGAGGUCCUCAUCUCUCGGGUCUACCGAGAUGAUAUAGGGCGCAACGCAGUGGACGCGUUCCGCGUGAACGUGAUCCACGCUCGACAGCAGGUGCGCUCGCCGGUGACCAACAUCGCUCGCACCAGCUUCUUCCACGUGAAGCGCUCCAACAUCUGGCUGGCGGCCGUCACCAAGCAGAACGUCAACGCCGCCAUGGUCUUUGAGUUCCUCUACAAGAUGUGCGACGUCAUGACGGCCUACUUUGGCAAGAUCAGCGAGGAGAACAUCAAGAACAACUUUGUGCUCAUCUACGAGCUGCUCGACGAGAUUCUGGACUUUGGUUACCCUCAGAACUCCGAAACUGGAGCUCUGAAGACCUUCAUCACUCAGCAGGGUAUUAAGGGACAGCACCAGACAAAAGAGGAGCAGUCUCAAAUCACCAGCCAGGUAACGGGGCAGAUCGGCUGGCGUCGCGAGGGCAUCAAAUAUCGCCGCAACGAACUCUUCCUGGAUGUAUUGGAGAGCGUCAACCUGCUGAUGUCGCCACAAGGUCAGGUCCUGAGCGCCCACGUGUCCGGCCGAGUGGUGAUGAAGAGCUACCUGAGCGGAAUGCCCGAGUGCAAAUUCGGCAUGAACGACAAGAUCGUCAUCGACAAGCAGGGCAAAGGCGGAGCGUCCGACGAUGCUGGGAAGAGUGAUUUAGGGGGAGGAAGCGGGAAGCAGUCUAUCGCUAUCGACGACUGCACCUUCCACCAGUGCGUGCGCCUCAGCAAGUUUGACUCGGAGCGUAGCAUCAGUUUCAUCCCCCCUGACGGAGAGUACGAGCUCAUGAGGUAUCGCACCACUAAGGACAUCAUCCUGCCGUUCCGCGUCAUCCCUCUGGUCCGUGAGGUUGGUCGCACCAAGCUGGAGGUGAAAGUGGUCAUCAAGUCCAAUUUCAAGCCAUCGCUUUUGGCCCAGAAGAUCGAGGUCCGCAUCCCGACGCCCCUCAACACCAGCGGCGUGCAAGUGAUUUGCAUGAAGGGAAAAGCCAAGUACAAGGCCAGUGAGAAUGCCAUUGUCUGGAAGAUCAAACGCAUGGCGGGAAUGAAGGAGUCUCAGAUCAGCGCCGAGAUUGAGCUGUUGCCGACCAACGACAAGAAGAAAUGGGCCCGACCCCCCAUCUCCAUGAACUUUGAGGUGCCCUUUGCUCCGUCUGGCCUCAAAGUGCGCUACUUAAAGGUGUUUGAGUCCAAGCUCAACUACAGUGAUCACGACGUGAUCAAAUGGGUGCGCUACAUCGGCCGCUCGGGCAUCUACGAGACGCGCUGCUGAAGUUGAACGUCGCAGCCGCCCCCAUCCAUCCUUUUACUGAAUUUCACAGUUCCUCUUUGUCUCUCCCCUCCCAUUUAUUCUUAGCGCUUCUCUUAUACGCUCGCCUCCUAACUAGGUGUUGGAGAUUGACUUGACAUCAUUGAAAGAAAGAGAAAAAAAAAAGUCAAUAUGGCAUCAUGCCCGGAUAUAUGCAAAACGUGAAUUAUUGUAUCGUAUAUCUCGUAGUGAUGAGUAAAGCAGGCGCUAAGGCAAGUGCAGCAAGGGGGCGCCGUCGUGUUCAUUCAGUGUUAUUCUGCUACCACUCGACAGAAAUGGACUUGCAUUUGUCCUGCGCCACUUCAACGUUAGAAUUCUUCUCUCUGGUAAGAUGACGUGUAGCUGUUGUGGUUUCACAUGAAUCUUGAUAUAGUUCUUGUGUAUGAGUAGUCCACCCUUCAAAAUAAAUGUCCCCUGGAGCUCCCCUUCUGUAUUGUUGCCCACCUCAACUGCACUCUAAAGUGACAUUCCAGACUUGAUGAGCUCAGCUAGUUGGUCACCCCCCCCCCCCCCCCAUUUGUUUUGAUUUUUAAAAAGGAAAAAACAACAACUCUUCCUUAAUGUAUCUAAAGCACUAAGACCAACUUCUUCCAACGUUACAACUCUAUCGAAAGGUGUCGGCAAAUCAGGCCCCUCUCCCUGCACUAUGAUUUAGAGGUGAUGUCUCCUCCUUGUGUUCACCUUUCCACUGUCCACUUCUUCAUAUUUGUAGUCCUGGUGAUCGUUCGGUCCAAUAAAAUCUGACUGUAUCCAAAAA
Messenger RNA from Syngnathus typhle (broad-nosed pipefish), 2312 nucleotides. RefSeq names its product AP-2 complex subunit mu-A-like. Gene Ontology annotation, cellular component: AP-2 adaptor complex; cytoplasmic vesicle. The transcript is spliced from 14 exons. Gene Ontology annotation, molecular function: clathrin-cargo adaptor activity. Gene Ontology annotation, biological process: intracellular protein transport; clathrin-dependent endocytosis. The coding region runs from base 191 to 1519 and encodes 442 amino acids. The record is from RefSeq and is a predicted model, not a curated record. Lineage: Eukaryota; Metazoa; Chordata; Actinopteri; Syngnathiformes; Syngnathidae.